AUAAACGGUUCAUUGGUAGUAGCAGUGGCUGACAAUGGAACCCUCGAUCGUGAAGUAAGGGAGAGACAUAUGGUGCACAUGAUUGUCCGGGAUGGAGCGGGAAAUCAAGAUUCGGCCGCGCUUUACAUCGUACUUUUGGACAUCAAUGACAACGCCCCUCGUUUCACCCAAGACCAAUACGCAAUACAAGUAAUCGACAACUGGCCUACAGGCAUUGUGGUUGAUCGCUUGAAGGCCACGGACAUCGACGCAGGUGAAAACGGUCGCGUCACCUACUCGCUGGCUUCUGGAAGUACAAAAUAUCUCUCCAUUGACCCUAAAACAGGGGAGCUGAAGAUUUCCGGAGAGCUGGCCGGAGCCGCCAGAGAACAACCAUACGAAGUCGUUGUUAUUGCGGAGGAUUCAGGUACUCCCAGUUUGAGUUCAUCAGUUCGAAUAAAGCUGAAAAUUAGUGAACCGUUGAUGGAUGAAGAUGGCGAAAAAGGACAAGUGGUUUUCGUCGAUCCACCUGUGGAUUUCGUCCUGAAUCUCAAAGAGGUUUGCGAAUACCCUAAUUGA
Molecule: messenger RNA, 558 nt
Organism: Haemonchus placei
Lineage: Eukaryota; Metazoa; Nematoda; Chromadorea; Rhabditida; Trichostrongylidae
Source: the annotation of a GenBank genome assembly